AUGGCGCAGAAUUGCGAUGUAAAGAAAAAAGAAAAGAAGAAUAAGAAGUGUGAAAAGAAUAGAGAAUUAAGCUGGAUUACACAGUUGAUAUUUCCUAAAUUUAUCUCACCGUCGAAAGGCGUGCAAAAUGAAAGCGAAAUUAGUCUAUUCUUCAAUGUGAGCAUGCGCGGUGGUGUAUUCCAACGCACUCGUCGUCGAGUUCGUCGGACGUUGUUGCUGCCGGUGUUGCUCAGCGUGGCCGCGUUGUUCGCUGUGAUCGCUGUGAGCACAGAUUUUUUACCAGUGCCCAACUCCUCAUCAGAACAAUUUCCGCCUGAUCUUUUCACAUUGGAACAACGUCAGCACGGCGCUAUUCUGCUACAUCUCGGCGGCCUCGUCUAUAUGUUCGUCGCCUUAGCCAUCGUCUGCGACGAAUUCUUCGUGCCCAGUUUGUCCGUCCUCAUCGAGAUGUUUAAAAUCUCCGAGGAUGUUGCGGGCGCAACAUUUAUGGCGGCCGGUGGCUCAGCACCUGAGUUCUUCACGUCGGUGUUCGGUGUGUUUGUUGCACAAAACAAUGUUGGUAUAGGUACCAUUGUUGGUAGUGCAACAUUUAACAUUCUGUGCGUACUGGCAUUCUGUACGUUAUUCUCACGAGAAGUUUUGCAUCUGACAUGGUGGCCUCUAUUCAGGCGAUUUUUUUUCUUUUUGUUUCUUUAA
Molecule: messenger RNA, 696 nt
Organism: Angiostrongylus costaricensis
Lineage: Eukaryota; Metazoa; Nematoda; Chromadorea; Rhabditida; Metastrongylidae
Source: the annotation of a GenBank genome assembly